AUGAAUAAAAAAGAAAUUAAAGAAAUUGGAGAUUCAACAUCAUUGACAAAAACAAGUUUACUUAAAAUUGAAUCAAAAGAAGGAUUAUUAAUAUAUAUAUUUACAAAGUUAUUUGAUCAUCCAAUACGAUAAUAAAUUAAAUUUGCAUUUGGAUAAAUUAAUGUGUUUAUUAAAAAAUAAGGAAUAAAAUGUUUUAAGAGUGAAAUGAAUAGUAUGGAAUGCUUAAAUUAAGGAAUUUAUUGGGAUUAGAAAUAUUUUUAUAACAUUAUUCUAUGUUUGGAAAGGCCUGAUAAAGAUUUUAGGUAUAUUUAUAAUAAUUAUUUAAUAGCUAUUCAUUUAGAAGAAGCGAAGGAAACGAACAAAUUCCAUGUGAUUACGUUUUAACAUUAUUUGAGAGAGUUCAUAAAUUAAAUGAAGUUAUUUUAUCAAAAGUAUAUUUAAUUGAAAAUCCAUCACUUUCAACUUUGGAUUAUUUUUACAGAAUUUCUAAAGAUAUUUAAGAUAAAACAGAAGUGGCAUAUAAAAAUUUGGAAGAAAAAUUUAUAAAUUGAUAUUGAAUUUAUAAUCAAUUAAUCAUAAUAUGGAGAAGAAGAAAUUAAAAAAAAAUUUGUCCAUUUAUUAAACGAGAAAAAAAAAAAAAUUUUUAGAUUAAAUUAAAUAAAUGGAUUAAUAUCAAAUUAAAUUAUUGAAUAAGAACAAUAAAAUAAUUAAAUAAAUGUUGAUGAUUUUUUUGAAGAAAAGUAAAUUCCAGUUAAGAAAUAAUAUGAUGAUUAAUGGCAAAACUCUCUAUUUCCAGUCAGUUAAAUAGAUUAAUUUUUAUUCACUUAGGAUACUUAAAAUAAAAAAGAUCUCAAGAAUAUUCAAUCAAAAUGA
Messenger RNA from Paramecium sonneborni, 873 nucleotides. NCBI's taxonomy places the organism in Eukaryota, Ciliophora, Oligohymenophorea, Peniculida, Parameciidae. The record is from the annotation of a GenBank genome assembly.